Molecule: messenger RNA, 6514 nt
Organism: Syngnathoides biaculeatus (alligator pipefish)
Lineage: Eukaryota; Metazoa; Chordata; Actinopteri; Syngnathiformes; Syngnathidae
Gene: kdrl
Product: kinase insert domain receptor like
Exons: 30
Coding region: 228-4364 (1378 amino acids)
Biological process (GO): protein phosphorylation; positive regulation of kinase activity; multicellular organism development
Cellular component (GO): signaling receptor complex
Molecular function (GO): ATP binding; transmembrane receptor protein tyrosine kinase activity
Source: RefSeq, a predicted model, not a curated record
CAUUGGGAGGUCACCACUGGUUCAUUUUGGCUUUACAACAACAACAAAAAAAAAAAAGAUUAAAAAAAAAAAAAGAAAGAAAAUCGAGAGAAAAGCAUCUGUCAUUUUCUUCUCUCUGUUGAAUUUAUCCGUCAGCUCGUCCCGGGGAGGGAGCACCUGCCCCGAGGAUAAGGAACCAGAGGAGCCAGGGAGGAGAGGAGAGGAAAGGGGCCCCCCACCCCCGCCGAAUGCGUCAUGGCAGCGGGGAGAACCGCGGAGAGAACCUGACGCACAUCCACCUGAGGCUUCUUUGGCGGCUUUCUUCAUCACGACCUCUCCACCGAGCGAACUUUUGCUCACUCGAACGGAAUUUGAAACCGAACCACCACCGGGGAUUAUCGCUUCUUAUUUUUGAUUUUUUUGGGAGGUGGCACUUAAAAAAAAAAAAAAAAAAAAGGAUGAUGGUGCUGCGUGCCUGCGUCAAGUUGGCAGUCAUCUUGUAUUAUUCGUCCCUCAUAAAUGGACAUUUGGCGGAAGAACAUUUGCCCAAAAUGUGGCCCUCUCAUAAUCCCAUCGUGAUUCACCGGGGGGAACCUCUUCAAAUCAAAUGCAGGGGGCAAGGGGAGCUGCGCUGGAUCCUACCCAAGCCGGUGGACUCCCGACGUCUUAUUUCAUGGGAGGGCAAGAAGGUCGAGCGGUGUGAUCCCAGACACGAAUCCCACUGCAGCAAACUGACAAUCACACACUUGAAUGCCAGCCACACGGGGACCUACAGUUGCAGUUACUCCAGAGGAGGCUCAGAGCACAUCGCGUCGACAUACGUCUAUGUCACAGAUCCAGAGCAGCCAUUCGUGGAGCCCUUUAAUCAGUCACCAUACGUUCUGUUUGUUCUCGAAGAUGAGACCAGCCUCGUGAUCCCUUGCCGUACAUCGUCCCCCGAUGCUGUCGUAACACUCAGAAAAGGCCUACCUUCAGAGGAGAUCAUCGGUGAUUGGGACCCAAAGGUGGGCUUCAAAAUUCCCUACAGCCCCGAGAGCGUGUACAGUAUGUUAACCUGCACCACCGUCGUCCAUGGUCUUGACUUUUCCUCAACCUACUUUCCCAAGAGAACGUCGCUUUUUCUCGAGAACGUGACCGUCACCCCGGAGCGAGUCAGGGUGUUGGUCGGCGACACCCUCGUCCUCAAAUGCUCCGGAGUGACGACCUUUGGCGAACGGAUCAAGUUCACGUGGGAUUUUCCGAGAGUGAACGAAAAUCGUCACUCCACAAAAAAGACCCAAGAGCCCGUCACCGCUGCUUUUACCACGAGCGACACAUUAGAGCUGCCCAACGUCACAAUGGAGGACAAAGGCUUGUAUCACUGCAAAGCUGAGAUCUCGAGCAUGAAAUAUGACACCGUCAUGGCAAAAGUCAACGUUUACGAGCACCCUUUCGUCAACAUCUCCCACAGACACAAGGCUACAGUUGUCGUCAAAGAGGGCAGAAAGAGGGUGGUGUUCGAACCCAAAAUCAACGCUCUGCCGCCACCAGAUAUGUCGGCAUGGUAUAAAGACGGCGUCCCCAUCCUGAGGAAUUCCACCUGCUACAAGUUGUCCGGUUUCAACCUGAUCAUAUCCAACGUGGAACGGAAACACGACGGGGUCUUCACCGUGAGCCUCGGCAACACGGCCCAUCGCCUGUACCGGAACCUGAGCUACACGUUGGAAGUAGAGGUGAAGCCAAGUAUUUUCGAGGCGGACUUGGUCUCGAACGACAUCCAGCCCUACAUGCUUGGCAAGCAACGUCAUCUGACCUGCACUGCUUCUGGGAGACCCACGCCGAGCAUAACCUGGCUCUGGGAACCCUGUGACCCCGACCCAGUCCAAAAACAUUGCUCAAAGUACUCCAAGGCAGUGGUGGUUAAUGUUAUGGAGAAGGGAAAAGACAAAAACUGGAUCAAGAGUAUUACGACCAAGACAGAAAUUGUACAUGGCAAAAACAAGACUCUGAGCACCCUGGUGAUAGGAGAAGCCACCGUGUCGGGAAAUUACUCCUGUUUGGCGCGGAACGAAGAAGGCGAAAGUAUCAGGACCUUCCCUUUCUAUGUCAGCGAUCACCCUGAGACAAUUUCCAUCCAACCUCCGUCAGCCAUGGAGAGGGAAGACGUCACCUUGAGCUGCCGGGCCUCCCGUUACAUCUACACAGACCUGCAGUGGUUGGAUUCCAGGAAUCGAACCAUCACCUCAAACGUGUCCCGCCUCCAGCUCGACCGCUACUCCGUCGCCAUCUCUCUCCGCGUGCAUAACGUGAGCAAAAGCAGCGUGGCGGGAUACAAGUGUCGAGCCUUUAAGUUGCAAAAUACAACUGAAGUCAAGAUGGCCGAGUUGAAUGUGAUCGCGAGAAUGCAGCCACGGCUCAGCCAAAAUCUGACCGAUCAGGUUGUGAACAGCAGCAGCACCCUGACGCUCACCUGCCUUGCGCAGGGGCUUCCUUACCCCGACAUCAUGUGGUACAAAAACAAAGCUCUACUGGAGGAAGGCCCGGGAAUCACUCUGGGGAAGAACGGCACGCUGACCAUCGAGAGGGUGAAGAGGGACGACGAGGGUCUGUACGAGUGCGUGGCGAGCAAUAGCGAGGGCGCCGUCAAGACCGGCGCUGUGGUCACCGUGCUCGGGGAAGAAGGGAAGUCAAACGUGGAGGUUAUAAUCCUGGUGUGCACUGGAGCCGCCGCCACCUUCCUCUGGCUCAUGCUCAUCCUCUUCAUCCGCAAGCUAAGGAAGCAGCAGCCAGCGCACUACAAAAUGGGUCCGUCCAUCAUCAUUGACCCCGACGAGUGCCCUCUCGACGAGCAGAACGACCUCCUCCAGUACGACGGCAGCAAAUGGGAGUUUCCUCGUGACCGUCUGCGAUUAGGCAAAACUCUGGGCCACGGCGCGUUUGGGAAAGUGGUGGAGGCGUCCGCCUUCGGGAUCGACAAACUCUCCACCUGCAAGACUGUUGCGGUCAAGAUGCUGAAAGGCGGCGCCACGUCCAACGAGCGCAAGGCCCUGAUGUCGGAGCUCAAGAUCCUGAUUCACAUCGGCCAUCAUCUCAACGUGGUCAACCUGCUGGGUGCUUGCACCAAGCCCGGAGGACCAUUGAUGAUGAUCGUGGAGUUCUGCAAAUACGGCAAUUUGUCCAACUAUUUGCGGGGAAAGAGAGACGACUUCAUGGUGUACAAGAGUCAAGACGGCAAGGCGGUGCCGUCGGGGUGCGAGCUGAGCGAGCUGAGCGAGCUGAUGAAGCGCCGCCUGGAGAGCGUGGCCAGCACCGGAAGCUCGGCCAGCUCAGGUUUCAUCGAAGAUAAGAGCUACUGUGACUCAGAGGAAGAGGAAGAAGAAUCUGAGGAUUUAUACAAGCGAGUUCUGACUUUGGAAGAUUUGAUUUGCUACAGCUUCCAAGUUGCAAAGGGGAUGGAGUUCUUGGCCUCUCGCAAGUGUAUCCAUCGGGAUCUGGCCGCUCGAAACAUCCUCCUCUCCGAGAACAACGUGGUGAAGAUUUGCGAUUUCGGACUGGCCAGAGACAUCUACAAGGACCCUGACUACGUGCGCAAAGGAGAUGCCCGGCUGCCGCUCAAGUGGAUGGCUCCGGAGGCCAUUUUUGACAAGACCUAUACCACUCAGAGCGACGUGUGGUCCUUUGGUGUUCUCAUGUGGGAGAUCUUCUCAUUGGGCGCGUCGCCGUACCCCGGUGUCCAAAUUGAUGAGGAAUUUUGCUGCAGACUGAAAGACGGAACCAGGAUGAGAGCGCCGGAGUACUCGUCCUCUGAAAUAUACCAGACCAUGUUGGACUGCUGGCAGGGGGAACCACGGGAGAGGCCCACCUUCACCGAGCUGGUCGAACAGUUGGGCGACCUUCUUCAGGCCAGCGUGCAGCAGGAGGGAAAACACUACAUACCAAUCAACACCGCCCUGCUGGCUAAGGUCGGGGACCUCGACGGCGGCGACGUGCCCGAAGAAACGCCCAUGCGGCCCCUUUCGCAGCGCGAGUCAGGAGGCACCUGGAACAUCAAGAUCAGACCGGCCAGCGUGAAAACCUUCGACGAGGUCGGCGCGGAGAGCGACGCCGAUCGCGCUCGCCAGGGCAUGCAGUGCGACAGCGGGAUGGGCCUCUCCUCCGACAACAUGAACACUCUGAAGAGGUUGGAAUCGUUGGCCGGACGACCUCCCGGCAUCGUGGCUUUGGCCAUGAAGGCAAUGAGCAAGAGCAAAGAGUCGGUCCUGAGCGACCCCGAGAAGGACAAGUACCCGGCCGACGUCCCUCUGGACUUCGGCCUGGACGACUCGGCGUUGGACGCGGAGCUGGAGUGUCACAGCCCCCCGCCCGACUACAACUACGUGGUGCGCUACUCCACGCCGCCGGUGUAGCGUCUCGCCUCGUCCUGCCGCGGCCGCCGCCAACCCGUUUGAGCAUCUAUCCCAUAACCAGGACGUGGAAUAAAUGCUGAAAGGGUUUCUUUCCCCGUCGGCCGCCACUUUGAGAAAACUGGAGAAGUUGUGAACUGUGACGCGAGCGACCGGUCAACUCGCGUGCUUUGACGCCGUGCGGGCUGACUUUCGAGUGCUCGGGCGUUUGUUACAAGUGAAAAACUAGCUCAGGUAUUUCAGUCAGCUCCAUAUCAGGCUUUUCUACUGUAAAAUGGCGCCACGAGAAUCACUGACCUGAGAGGAGGGGAUAAGAAUAUAUAUAUAUAUUUUUUUUUUUGCAGCUGGCUCGUUGAGGACAAAACAGAAAGAUUAUCAUGAAGUUUUUGUUGCUUGUUUGUUUGCAAUUCAAAACAGUUCUCAAGGUUCUUCCCCGUGUCAGGACCCAUCGUAAUCCCUAGCGCCAGUCCAUUUCUUCCCCUAAAUGCCACAAGAUUCCUUAAUUGAAACCAAAUGACUUCUAUGAGAGUCUAAGAACUCAACCAAAUUAAAUGUACGUGAAUUCAACAUUUAUCCACUAAUAACAAGGCUCCGAACUCCUCACCUCAGUUCUACAUAGUUCCCUGCAGCCAAUUUAUCAUAAGAACAGUGAAUACCAUCGCAAAUUCUAACGCGUGAACAUGCGUAGCUUCACUGUUUACUGCAUUUAUGUCCAACUCUUUAUCAUCCCUCCAUUUUCUUUGCCGCUUAUCCUCACGAGGGUCGGGGGCAGGAGGGAGGGUACACACUACACUGGUUGCCAGCCAAUCGGAGGGCACAUAGAUACAAACAGUCGCACUCACAAUCACAACCACAAUCACACCUCGGGGCAAUUUAGAGUGUCCAAUUAAUGUUGCAUGUUUUGGGGAUGUGGGAGGAAACGGGAGUGCCCGGGGGAAACGCACGCAGGCACGGGGAGAACAUGCAGACUCCACACAGGUGGGGCCGGGAUCGAACCCGGGUCCUCAGAACUGUGAGGCCAACGAUUUACCAGCUGAGACACCGUUCCGCCUCGGCUCAUCGUAUUUAUCAAUAAAAUGUAUUUUAUCUUACAAUCAGAAAUUAAGGAUAAUGAGUAUUACAACUCUUGUUGAAGUUUGGGCUGUUAUAAUUUAUGAUACGACAAUUUGGAAAUCCAAUUAAUGUUGCCUGUUUUGGGGAUGUGGGAGGAAACGGGAGUGCCCGGAGGAAACCCACGCAGACACGGGGAGAACAUGCAAACGCCAGACAGGCGGGUCCGGGAUUGAACCCAGGACCUCAGAACUGUGAGGCCAACGCGCUCCCAGCUGAUCCACCGUCCCACCCAACUCCUUAAAUGAACGUUUUUAACAAUUCAAUUGCAGCUCCGCUUACCCUCUUGCCUUCAAUGUAGUGAAAUGUCACAGAAUAGCAACUGUGCAAUGGUGUACCCCAUUUUCCUCAAAACCAACCGCAUCCCAGAGACGGAACCCUUUGUGGAAAAGUCCAUUUUGAACAUUAUUGCAGCUCUGCUUACCUUGAAGUUCCCCCUGUCUGUGCCCAGAAUCGUACUAUUCUCCUCCCCAUCACCUAACCAGACUCAAGAAACCCGACUAUUUUGUCUACAACCAGCACAAAGUCAAUUUUCCGUCACGUCCGACUCAACUAAAAGGUGUAAAACGAGUGAUGUGAGGAGCUCUGUUUUGCAAAGCUGUCGUGUUUGAGCCGCCCAAAAUAUCGACUAAAAGAUGAAAUCGCUCAGGUCGACUCGUCGUCAAGUCACAAACGAAUGGAAGCUUUGCUUCAUUUUACAUCAAGGCAAUCCAUAGACAAACCCAGUUGUUAUUUCUUGUAAUAUUUUUACAUUUUUUUUGCAACAUGAAGUAUUUAUUUCAACUCUGAACACUGUCAACUAGGAACUUCGGUCAUAUGUGUGGAGUGAUGUUUAUGCUGCUGUGUUGGAUUCGGCGGGUUUCCUCCUCCUCCGACGCCGUCGCGCUAAUGAAAAGCUUGCUAGCUCAGCGGCCGACGGCUUUCACUACGUCGCAAUUUGUCAAACGUUCUCACUUUUUGACCGAGUUCAAUGUUCGCCGUCAUAUUCCGUUCGGGGUCGAAUGUGACCCGUUUUGACCUUUGGCGGGAUUUUUUUUUUUUUU